Balearica regulorum gibbericeps (East African grey crowned-crane) is the source of this 706-nucleotide messenger RNA. The record is from RefSeq and is a predicted model, not a curated record. Lineage: Eukaryota; Metazoa; Chordata; Aves; Gruiformes; Gruidae.
GUACCCGCAUGCCUGGGAGCUGCCAACACUGAUCCGGGUGAGCAUCGAGAGUGGGCGCAUGACCCAUCACCACCCCACAGGGUACCUCGGGGCACUGGCAGUGGCCCUCUUUGGGGCGCUGGGGGCUCGGGGGGAGCCCCCAGAGCGCUGGGGGGCCGAGCUGCUGCGGGUCCUGCCCCUCGCAUGGGACUACGUGGAAGGUGCCGGGGUGGCCGUGGGGGACAACGCUGCUGCCUGGCCCUUCUUUGGAGAUGCCUGGCACCGGUACCUGGUGUCACAGGGACCACUGGAGAGCCACAGCCUGGUGACCCCCAGUGUCACUGGUGACACCAAUGACCCCAGUGUCCGCAGUGACACCAAUGUCCCUGGUGACUCCAGUGUGCCAUCCCUUCCAUCACCGGCCGAGCGGGAUGCAGCAUACCUUGGCUGGGCACUGGAGGGGUGGCCAGGGCGCAGCGGCCAUGAUGCACCUAUGGUGGCCUUGGAGGCCCUGCUGGCAGCCGGCGGAUGUUGGGAGGACCUGUGUGCCAGGGGGGUCCUGCAUGGCGGGGACAACGAUUCGACAGGGACCAUCGCCGCUGGGUGCUGGGGGCUGCGGGGGGGGCUGGCGCCUGUCCCCCCGGGGCUGCACUGCUGCCUUGAGCACCGUGGGCGACUGCGCGAUGCUGCCCACCGCCUCCACGCGCUGGCCUGGGGGAGAUGCUGA